AUGCCGAUGAGGUCGUUUAACGCGACGCUUGGUGUGCGGUGGAACGGGUCUGAAGCGUGGGCCCCAGGGUCCGCGGGCGCUGCGGGCGUCGGCGCUGGACUGGACGUGUUCCACCGCGCUGACGUGGUGGUCAUCGCGCUGUAUGCUGCGGUCCUCACCACAUCACUAGCGGCCAACACGCUACUCAUUUUCAUUGUCGUCAAGUUCCAGUAUAUGAGGAGUGUCACGAAUAUCUUCCUGGUUAACCUGUCAGCGGCAGACCUGUUGGUGACUCUGUUCUGCAUGCCGGUGCAAAUAGCCAAGGCCGUCACACUUCUCUGGCACUUCGGGGAAGUCAUGUGCAAGACUGUCAACUUUCUUCAAGGCGUGGCGGUGGCUUCCAGCGUGUUCACGAUCACGGCGAUGUCUGUGGACCGAUAUCUGGCCAUCACGCAGUCACUGCGUCAGCCGUGGAUGCCUUCAAGGCGCGGCGCCUGUCUUCUGCUCGCUGUGCUGUGGCUUGUCGCCUUCGCUAUCUUCGCCCCUCUACUGGUCGUCGCCUCAGUCGAGAGGGAAGUCGUGCCCUUACUGUCCACAAAUGAAAAUGGGUCUGUUUGGGUGGAGAGCAGUAUUGAGUUCUGUACAGAAAAGUGGCCAAACUCUAUAAACAAAGAGCUGUUCGGAGCGUUCAGUUUUAUACUUGUCUAUGCGGUGCCAGGUUCGAUCGUAGUGGUGUCGUAUUCGCUGAUGGGCCGACGACUGUGCUCAGUGCUGCCACCUUUCGACCAAACGGAGGGUAGCGCCAACAGUCAACAGCGUAUACGGCUGGUGCGCGAGAGAAAGAGAGUUGCGUGGAUUCUGCUGCUGCUGGCCGUACUGUUCGCGCUAUGCUGGCUGCCCUAUAAUAUUCUACAACUGCUUAUAGAUGUCAACGCAGUACAAGUGGACUCCGGAGCUUUGUUUCUACCGUACACUUUACUUCUUGGGCAUGCGAAUUCAGCCAUCAACCCGAUAGUGUACUGUCUGAUGACGCGUAACUUCCGGCGCUCGUUGCGCAAGCUGCUCUGCCAAGACCCCGGUAACAUACACUCUAGUACUCAUUUCCACAUGCAAGGCUUACGUCAAAAGUCCAACACGUCUAGCAUGAGGACGUGCACCACGGUGACAUUCCGUAGCAGCGGUAACCAGAGCGGGCGUGGCCACUCGCCCAACAUACAGUACGGCAAGGUGCACCGCAAUAACUCGCUUCGGGAACCUGUCUGGAAGGACCGACAUCAAACACGCUCCGCACAAUUCCUUUAG
Molecule: messenger RNA, 1281 nt
Organism: Papilio machaon (common yellow swallowtail)
Lineage: Eukaryota; Metazoa; Arthropoda; Insecta; Lepidoptera; Papilionidae
Gene: NGR-A35
Product: QRFP-like peptide receptor
Exons: 8
Coding region: 1-1281 (426 amino acids)
Biological process (GO): G protein-coupled receptor signaling pathway
Cellular component (GO): membrane
Molecular function (GO): neuropeptide Y receptor activity
Source: RefSeq, a predicted model, not a curated record